UGGGAUUUAUUAUACCUGUUACUAGGAAUUAUAAAAAAAGUCAUGGAAUUUAUUAAGCCGAGAAGUUUUAUCUAGUGUUUUGUUUCUUGGUUUUACUAAUCCCAUGACUAAAAUUCACAAUAGUUUGCUUGAGAACAAUAAAGCAGCACUCUUAUUUUCAGUAAUAUUUUUACUAGAAAUUACAAAUCUAUAUAAUAAUUCAUGGGAUUCAGUAAGCUGCAAUUUAAUUUCAAGUAACCAUAAUUGCAAUGUACAGAUGCGUCCGCACCUGAGCCUGAUCCAAGCGAUCCAAACGCUAUCGAUACACACCACACAUAUUUAGAUCCCGUAAGGAACGAUCACUUCUUACGUGAUCUAAAUUUGCGUGGCACGCUCCAAUCGCACUUGGAUUGCUUGGAUCAGGAUCAGGGCGGCUACCGGGAAAAUCGAAAUUCGUCAAUUGGGGGCAUUUUUCUCUGUCACUCUAAUUACGUGUUAGUGGGAGUAAAAGAGAAAGAUCCCCGCAAAUUGCGAAUUUCGGUUUUGUAAAUUCGUACGUAAGUGUGACAGGGUGGCAAUACGUCGAACGUGGUUCGCGGUAAGCCCUCAGGUACGAGUGCUUCUGUAAAUUGCAAUUAUGGUUACUUACAUGUCGCUAGCCCAAUUUUACAGGUUUCUUUGUUAUAAGUUCAACGUAGUUAAAAUUAGACUUAGUCAUAGUGACAUGACAACGUUCAAAUUUCAAAUCGUCAAAAGUGAAACCUAGAACUGUAAUAUUGAGCUAGUGAAGUGACACUUGCAUAGCUUUUCAGUAUGCAGUUUUACAGGGUACAAGGAGCGAAUUGUUUAUAUUUUGACAGCUACUCUUCGAAUAAUAGGAAAUGAUAAAUUAAAUCUAAGUAAGGGCUGUAUGAAUGUAACAACGUGAAUGCAAUAUGUAACUAGUAACUGUAAAAAUAAAACAGGCAAUUAAAGUUUAAAUAAAAUAUUAAGUAAUUAAGUAACUUUAUUUCAAGUUACUUAAUUAUUAAUUUGUGUAAUAAUAUUAUAGGACAUUAUUACACAAAUUGACUAAGUCCCACAGUAAGCUCAAUAAGGCUUGUGUUGAGGGUACUUAGACAACGAUAUAUAUAAAUAUUUAUAAAUACUUAAAUACAUAGAAAACACCAAUGACUCAGGAACAAAUAUCCAUGCUCAUCACACGAAUAAAUUCCCUUACCAGGAUUUGAACCCGGGACCAUCGGCUUCGUAUAGUCUGUUCUUUUAUUCCGUAGACUAAAAUGACUACCACAAAUGUCAAACGUAUAAAACGUAAAAAAAUAUGUGACCAGCUUAUAACAAAUAGUGCUGAUCUUUGAUUUCAGUUUGUGAAUAACCGAUAAAUAUUAAAUUCAUUUUAGAUCCAAAAUAAACAAUUAAUGUAAUCUACUCACUACAUGAUAGGAAGUAAACAAUAAAUAAAAUCUACUCACUACUAAUCCACUCAAACAUUUAAAAAUUGCAUUAUGAGCUUCGAGGUGACUGUUAAUCUUACAAUAAAAUCGCUUUUAAAUAUUAGAAAUAUUGUGUUUAGACCUGGAUACAAACUUUCUAAAUGCUUCAAAAUGGUGUUACUUGCCUAUUAUAAGUAACUCUCAAUAGUUUAUUUUCGGUGAGUACCGGUUGUAGCACAUCACUAUUUAUAUGACUUAAAAAUCCAGCAACACAUGAAAUGUCAUUUUAGUCAACGGGAUAAAAAAAUAAACUAUAGGCAGGGUCAAUACCCACUAGGCCAAACUGGUCGUCAUCACCACCACACCACACAUGGUGGUGGUGUCACGUUCUAACAUAGUUGUUAGAACGUGACAGGCAUGGUAACAAAUGAUAGGAUCUUAGCCCUACAAGAUCACCUGACGGCGGUCACCGUAGAAAAGACUGGCGGGCCGCAGAUAUUACUAAACAGUCUGAGCCUGCUGAUAGAUAUGAUACGGUUUACUAACAUAGCUGUAAGAUUGGUCAUCGGAUCGCAGCCCACAAUGUACGCAUCAGGAAACUACCCCGCGGCCGCGAACGUUUUGCGAAUGGUGACGUGCGCGCUCAUGAUCGGCACGCUGGUGGCGCAGUGCGAGCGCGCGUACAGGCAGCGCGACACCGCGCUCGCCGUCAUCGAUCACAUUCUUGUCGGCAAGGACCCUGAUGCUGAUCUAAGGUCAGAGCUGACCGUACUCCGAGGGCUGAUCCAAUCACGACCCAUCCAGUUUCAUACUGCGUUCUUCUUCCGUCUUGAAUAUGGCUUUCUCGCUUCCAUGAUGUCUGUUAUGGUUACAUACACUAUUAUUUUAAUACAAAGUGUAAACUAAGAUGUUAUUUUAAUAACCCUUUAACUGUAAACUUUUCAAACAUACAAUAAAACACCCUACUAACUAAGGAGACCAUUAAGAUAAUUAUUACGCAUUUUUACUACAUUUCUCUUCAGUGUCAGUCAAGUUAUGGCAGCAGUCAUGGUUGUUUUGUUUGUAUUUUGGUAUUAUAUAGGUAUCUAUCGAUUUGAUAAAAACUUCAUAGGCGCUUCACCGCACCGUGUGCUAGUGUGCAUUAUGUAUGCCAGGGUCGCAAUACUAAUUAGCACUUAGAAUAAUAAUAUUUACCUAGGUCAUCUUUCCUAAAUGAAAAUUAUAGAAAGUGUAGUAAUUGUAGUAUAUGCGUAAUACGAUUUACCCGCCAACCGCUCUCCGUUUCGUUGACAUUGUUGACAAGCGCCGCACUGAACGGCCGAACGCACGGUACAUAAGUACUAACUAUUGUUUUAUUUAACCGCCCUGGCCUGUGUCCCAAACGAAAGCACAUACGCUACAGAAAGUAAUAGAAAAGACAAUUUCUAAUGGCCUGUGACAUAGACUGAAUAAUACGUUACCUUCAAACUAUCCAACUUUGCCUACA
Molecule: messenger RNA, 2898 nt
Organism: Cydia pomonella (codling moth)
Lineage: Eukaryota; Metazoa; Arthropoda; Insecta; Lepidoptera; Tortricidae
Exons: 4
Coding region: 1830-2318 (162 amino acids)
Biological process (GO): sensory perception of taste
Cellular component (GO): membrane
Source: RefSeq, a predicted model, not a curated record